UUUCUGGCAAAAUUUGUUCCGAGACCAUGUACUAUACAGUAGCGUUUGGCAUUCAUUUACUUUCAGAUGGCUAUCUCUCCAUCAAUUGUUAGUGUAGGAUCCAUGCCUAUUUCAAUUGUUAUUCUAAAAAUAGUCAAUUGUUAAAAGGAUGAGAUGUCCAAUAGUAUGUUUCAUAAUGAACAUCCUGCCAGUAGUAGAUAUACUUUUGUGAGAUUUCCAGGAGUGUAAGCUGACCAAGAGAUCAUGAAUUUGUCCAUUUCUUUGAGUCUUACAAUUCUUUUCUUUGUAGGAGCAAGUGGAGUAGAUAUUGAUGGCCUCCAUGAUGCUACUGGUUUCAAUGAAAUAGAGGCACUAGUACAAGGCUGGAGACAGCUCAGUGAUGAAGAGAGACUCGAUUUUAAAGAAUUCAUUGACUCAGUCACUGGAAGAAGGAGCAAGAGUAGUAAUAAUAGUGGAGUAACUGUAGGUCAUAAACAUGACAAGUACAAAAUAUAUCAGUCACUUGACCUGUACUCAUAUUACAGCUACCUGUACUACUAUCCUACAAUCCACUGGAGUCUCUGUAAUACUCCUGAUACUAAGGAUUACUGGGUGGGUAUUUACAAGGUCGGUGCAUCUGAUAGACAGUACCUGACACACAAGUGGAUCGGAAUGAAUGCCCAAGGCUCAUACUACAUUGGUCAACUGCUCAAUGAGUCGAAUACAGGAGAAAAAUCCAAAAUACGUUUUGAAGAGUUUGAGUUACGUCUAUUUAAAGGAGGUUAUAAAAGGGUGAGUGCAAUCAGCAAUAAGUUGUAUGGCGUAGUCCGUUCAUCACCUUUUACAAAAGCUUCUGAUCAAAGCAGGAAUGAGCAUGAGAUAGAUCCUAAAAUAAAAUCAUUUAUACCAUCUCUUGAAAAAGCACUUGAUUCAAAUGCUAAAUCUACAUUGACUAAAGAGAAUCUGCAAAAUCUUUGGUUUCAGUUUAGUGAGCAAGAGCGUGACUUGCUUUAUCCAAUAUUGGAACAAGACUGUCUUCCUAUUCAUAUAAGGAAACCGGAAUAUACUGAUGAUGAGGAAUGGCCUGAACCACUGAAAGCGUACCCUGAUCUUCCUAAGUCAGUACCAACAGCAGCAGAAGAUAAAUCUAGUGUAUGCAGUAAUAAACUGUGGAUAUCACUGAGGCACAGUUAUACUUACGUCUAUCCUGUUCUUGACACCAAGAAAACACUGUCUGGAAAGUAUGCCUGGCUAGGAGUGUAUAGGAAAAGAUAUACAUUGCCCUAUCCUAGUGCAGGGUACCUGACAUGGCAGUGGGUUGGUCCAGGGCAGAGAAAGGUUUCUUACCUUUGCGACAUUAUGGAUCACAAUCAGGGGCCAAUAUCCCAAGUGUAUGUAGGUCCUGUGUUCAAUCACAUUGGAUCAGCUUACACUCAAGUUGGUUUUGGGUCUGGCAGUAUCUAUACUGCAAUUAAUGUAACUCCUCAGAGACCUUAGCAUUUGGUUUU
Amphimedon queenslandica is the source of this 1487-nucleotide messenger RNA. RefSeq lists its product as uncharacterized. The transcript is spliced from 2 exons. NCBI's taxonomy places the organism in Eukaryota, Metazoa, Porifera, Demospongiae, Haplosclerida, Niphatidae. The record is from RefSeq and is a predicted model, not a curated record. Bases 244 to 1476 code for a protein of 410 amino acids.